Molecule: messenger RNA, 4298 nt
Organism: Sphaeramia orbicularis (orbiculate cardinalfish)
Lineage: Eukaryota; Metazoa; Chordata; Actinopteri; Kurtiformes; Apogonidae
Gene: slc5a10
Product: solute carrier family 5 member 10
Exons: 15
Coding region: 14-1924 (636 amino acids)
Biological process (GO): transmembrane transport
Cellular component (GO): plasma membrane
Molecular function (GO): D-glucose:sodium symporter activity
Source: RefSeq, a predicted model, not a curated record
UGGACUAUUGAGGAUGUCUAACUCCACCACCAACUUCUACGCCUCACCACAGUCCUUCAGCUUCUCUGACAUUAUUGUCAUAGCAACCUACUUUCUUCUGAACCUUGCUGUUGGCAUCUGGUCAUCGUGCAGAGUUAGCAGGAACACCCUGAGUGGAUAUUUCCUGGCUGGACGUGAUAUGGCCUGGUGGCCGAUUGGAGCGUCUCUGUUUGCAAGUUCAGAGGGCUCAGGCCUGUUUAUUGGUUUGGCUGGAACUGGAGCUGCUGGAGGAAUCGCAGUCACCGGCUUUGAAUGGAACGCCACGUUUGUGUUACUGGCUCUGGCGUGGGUAUUCGUGCCUGUGUACAUCUCCUCAGGGAUUGUGACAAUGCCAGAGUACCUGGGCCGUCGUUUUGGGGGCGAGAGAAUCCGAACGUACCUGGCUGUUCUCUCACUGUUGUUAUCCGUCUUCACAAAAAUAUCAACCGACCUGUACUCUGGAGCCUUGUUUGUUCAGGUGUGUCUUGGAUGGAACCUCUACCUGUCCACUGUCCUCAUGCUGGUAGUCACUGCUCUUUACACAAUUGCAGGUGGUCUGGCUGCUGUCAUCUACACUGACACUCUACAGACAUUUAUCAUGAUUGUAGGAGCGAUCAUCCUGACAGUUACUGCUUUUAACAAAAUCGGGGGCUAUGGAAACCUGGAGCAAGUGUAUAGUAUGGCGGUGCCCAGUAAAAUCAUUCCAAACAGUACCUGUCACCUGCCACGUCAGGACGCCAUGCACUUGUUCAGAGAUGCCGUCACUGGAGACCUGCCCUGGCCUGGCAUGACCCUCGGACUCACCAUACUGGCCACCUGGUACUGGUGCACAGACCAGGUGAUUGUUCAGCGAUCCCUAUCGGCUAAAAACAUGAGCCAUGUGAAAGGAGCCUCAAUCUUGGCAGCAUACCUGAAAAUACUACCCUUCAUCUUCAUCGUCCUGCCGGGCAUGAUUAGCCGAGCACUCUAUCCAGACUCUGUAGGAUGUGUUGAUCCUGAGGAGUGUGUGCGAGUGUGCGGAGCUGAGGUGGGAUGCUCCAACAUCGCGUUUCCCAAACUGGUCAUUGAACUGAUGCCAAGUGGCCUCAGGGGAUUGAUGAUAGCUGUAAUGAUGGCGGCCCUGAUGUCUUCGUUGACCUCCAUCUUUAACAGCAGCUCCACGUUAUUCACCAUGGACAUCUGGAAGAAACACCGUCCAAGUGCAUCAGAGAAAGAGCUGCUGCUGGUUGGCAGGAUCGUGACAGUGAUCUUGGUGGUGGUGAGCGUGGUGUGGAUCCCCAUUUUACAGUCGGCUAAUAGCGGCCAGCUGUACGUUUACAUCCAGUCAGUGACGAGCUACCUCGCUCCACCCGUCACUGCUGUCUUCACUCUGGCAGUCUUCUGGAAGAGGACCAACGAACAGGGUGCAUUCUGGGGCCUGAUGGUUGGACUGGUGGUGGGGGUCUGUAGGAUGGUGCUGGAGUUCGCUUUCCCCCCACCCAGAUGCGGCGUUGUGGACUCUGCACCGGCAGUGCUGCGAGGUGUCCACUACCUGCACUUCGCCAUCCUGCUCUGUGGCCUGACUGCUAUUGUUGUUGCUAUUGUGUCACUGCUCACACCACCACCCAGCCAUGAACAGGUGUGUAAUCUGACCUGGUGGACUCUGACUGAAGUGCCACAAAGAGAAAUUCCUCUACAGAAAGUGUCCUCUGUCAGCCACCGUAGCUCCCAGGGCUCUGAUCCAGGGAGGCGGAUCACAUGUGGUCAGGGGGCCGGCUUGUGUAUGUCAGCAGCGAGACACUCAGAGGAGACUCCAGCUCCCAGGAUUCCCAGUGUUAGGGAGAGUGUGUUCUGGUCUAGGUUCUGCUGUGUUAAUGCACUCCUGCUGGUCAGCAUUAACAUUUUUCUCUACGCGUACUUUGCCUGAGUGGAGGGAUCAGAUUCGACAUCCUGCCUCACCCGUCCUGCUGAACUCCAGCCAGUCACCAUGAACUAGAAACUCUGCCAGCUGACUUAUCUACAUGUAUGAGGGUGAGGAAACAAACUGGGACUGUCUUUGCUCAGAUUUCACCUCAGAUUACCUUCACGAGAGACAUGAAUUUCUAAGAUCCUUCACAUGGACAAUAAAGAUGGAGUUAAUUUCUUGCCAAAACCCAGCAAUAAUUAGAUUUUUAUGGUCAUAAAACAAAUAGAAAACACAAUAAACAAACUAUCACUUUUUCUUUUGCAACUACAAACAUAUCUUUAACAAAUGCACACAAACUACAUGUUUCAUAUAUUAAAAAAUCUAAUCUUUCUGAGACAAAAAAAAACCCAUCAUGACUAUUCACAGAAUCAUUGCGCUACAUUUAGGGUCAUUCAUUGUGCCUCCACAACACCAGGUGGCGCCACUGGUCUAUGAUAUAGUCAAUUCGUGCCAAAAUCUGCUCUGUCAAACAGUACGCCACCUUUUAAUUGUAUUUUCAGACAUUAUAUAAGGAUACAAUUAUGUUGGUUCCAUUACAUUUUGGGCUGUUUUAGUUUAUUAUGGCUUGAUUCCUGUAGGGAGGCAUUAGUCAACAGAGUGUAUUUUGUAGCUGCUGAUGUCAUGGGUGAUAGAAAUGAGUCUUGGUAUUAAGGCUGCUAUGAGAGUUUGGAUCUCAUUUUGGAUGUUUACUUGAUCUACUCUCAGUCAGGGACAAACUAGACUGAAUUUUAUUUCCAAACCAGUCAACCCUACAACUGUCAGUGUAAAACUGAUCUACCUCUGAUUCAUUUAGGAUCCAUCAUCACUCUGAAAAAUAUCCCAAACAUUUCUCUGAGGUAUAAAACUUCUAUUCUUGAUUCAGUUAGACAUUGGAAACCUAAACUCCUCUAGGAGUUUAUCCACCCUAAAGAUGAUCGCUAUUCUUAUGAGAUCUCUGCGCACAUAUUGAAGAAAUGGAAACAACUCUGGACACAACAGGAAAGACUCUUGAAAACUGUCUCGCUGAAGAAGUGCUGUGGCCACAUCAUCCAAUAAUUUGUUAAAUAUGUGGAAAAACUGGUUGUACUGUACAUUAUAGCUCAGUUAUAACAUGCUAAUAGUGAGGUAAUGGUUUGAUAAAACAUAAAAUUAAAGUAGUAAUACCAUGUCAUUUCCAAAUGAAUAAUAAUAAUACUCCAAUAUCUUUGAUAAUAAUCAAGGACAUUUUCGGAGAUAAAAAUGAUCAUUAUCAUAUAUAACGCUUAAAAAUAAUCUUCCCUUAUUCUCCAAACCUCCUUUUUGUUUGACGUGUUGAUGUGGACCUGGAUACACUUGUGGUAGUUUCUCCUUAAUAAGAAUGAAUCAGACUGCAAAGUGCAAAAUCUCUGUUUUUAUUUAAUCUCAGUGUAGAUUCACAUUAAACCAAACAUCAAGAGGCCAGAACCAAAUAGGACGUUGAAUGACAGGAGAUAUUAUAUGGUUAUUAUUUCAGUAGAUUCAUAUUAUAAUGACUUUAUUACCUAUAUAUUACCAAAUCAUUACCAUAACAUUGUCGAGUUCUAAUGUAAAGUUCUACCAAAAAGCUUCACACAUUUGGUGUUUGAUUCUGUCUUUGUCUCACCUUGGCCUCAGUUCAGCUGGUUUUGGCUACAGACAUUACAUAAACAUAGGUAUUAUUAGCAUAAUUUCAUCCACAUAAUGUCUGAAAAUGAACUCAAUAGUGUGUGUAUAAUACAGACACUUUUGUCAUAUUGCCACCUGCUGUUGCCGAUGACAUAUUAGUGAAAAUAUUUGCUAAAGUAUUGCUUAAAGCUUCCCUAAUAGACACCUUCCACAACAUAAUAAUUGGCAUGAAUUAAAAAUAAGUUUCUGUCAAUAACCCAGCACAAAUAUCCAGUUACUUUUACAGACAAUGCAAUCUGUAGCUAAAAUUACAUAACAUUACAUUCUCUAAUAUUUCCCAUUUACACUGUAGAUUUAUGUGUUGUGUUUGUGAUUUAACCUACUCUUCAUGCUCAAAAUUAUUUAAAGCUUUGUUUUAGGUGUUGCUUGUAUUUUUCAAUUGUACAAACUGAGGAAACUUUUACUUGUAGCUAAUCAGACUCUUUUUCCUUGUGUUCAGCUGUGUCACUUGUAUUUUUUUAUGACUGAAAAUCAGGGAUUUUAUGCAUUUCUUCUGGCAUUUGGAUGUUAAAUCCCAUGACCUCAGCUUUUAAAGAGGUUAAGUUGUCGUGUAACAGGCAUAUUUUCAUUUCAUGAGAGAAAUUCAUUCAGUGGGACACAAUAUAUCAGCAUCUUGUCUAUGAAAUGUUUUUUUCUUUAUUAUGAUUUCUCAAAUAAAUGUAAAGAUACAUCA